AUGAUUGCAUCUCAAGAUCGACAGAAGAGUUAUGUAGAUCCCAAGAGAAGGUAUAUAGAGUUUUCAGUUGGUGAUUGCGUCUUCCUUAGAGUAUCACCAAUGAAAGAAGUUAGAAUAUUCAGAAAGAAAGGGAAGUUAAGUCCUAGAUUUGUAGGGUCGUUUGAGAUUCUAGAAAGAAUUGGGCAAGUGGCUUAUUGGUUAUCACUGCCACCAGCACUCUCAGGAGUGCACAAUGUAUUUCAUGUAUCUAUGUUGAGAAAAUAUUUGUCGAAUUCGUCUUAUGUGCUUAGCUAUGAGACCUUGAGCUUACGGGAAGAUCUUUCGUAUGAGGAAAAGCCAGUACAGAUAUUGGAUAAGAAGGACAAAGGUGUUGAGAAACAAGACGACUCCAUUGGUUAA
Molecule: messenger RNA, 399 nt
Organism: Humulus lupulus (European hop)
Lineage: Eukaryota; Viridiplantae; Streptophyta; Magnoliopsida; Rosales; Cannabaceae
Exons: 1
Coding region: 1-399 (132 amino acids)
Source: RefSeq, a predicted model, not a curated record